Messenger RNA from Physeter macrocephalus (sperm whale), 2187 nucleotides. Its product is annotated as flavin-containing monooxygenase 5. The transcript has 9 exons. Lineage: Eukaryota; Metazoa; Chordata; Mammalia; Artiodactyla; Physeteridae. The record is from RefSeq and is a predicted model, not a curated record. Gene Ontology annotation, molecular function: NADP binding; N,N-dimethylaniline monooxygenase activity; flavin adenine dinucleotide binding.
UGAAAGGUAACUGAUGUGUGCUUUCUGUCUUUUGUCAUCCUUCCUUUAGGACAGGUUACACUAACCCAGCCCGGUGAAGAUCUCUGGAGACCAUGACCAAGAAAAGAAUUGCUGUGAUUGGGGGAGGAGUGAGUGGGCUCACGUCUAUCAAGUGCUGCCUGGAAGAAGGCUUGGAGCCCGUGUGCUUUGAAGGGACUGAUGACAUUGGAGGGCUGUGGAGGUUUCAGGAAGAACCUGAAGAAGGAAGGGCCAGUAUUUACAAGUCAGUGAUCAUCAACACUUCUAAGGAGAUGAUGUGCUUCAGUGACUACCCCAUCCCAGAUCACUAUCCUAACUUCAUGCACAACUCCCUGGUCCUAGAGUAUUUCAGGAUGUAUGCCAAAGAAUUUGACCUUCUAAAGUACAUUCGAUUUAAGACCACGGUGUGCAGUGUGAAGAAGCAGCCUGAUUUCUCCACUUCAGGCCAAUGGGAGGUGCUCACGGAAUCUGAAGGGAAAAAGGAGGUGAAUGUCUUCGAUGGAGUUAUGGUUUGCAGUGGCCACCACACCAAUGCUCACUUACCCUUGGAAAGCUUCCCUGGAAUUGAGAAGUUCAAAGGACAAUACUUCCAUAGUCGAGAUUAUAAGAAUUCAGAGAGUUUCACUGGAAAGAGAGUCAUUAUAAUUGGCAUUGGGAAUUCUGGAGGCGAUCUGGCUGUGGAAAUUAGCCAUACAGCCAAGCAGGUUUGAAUUAGUAAAUUGUUUACUUUGCUUCACCAAGGAAGCUGCAGGUGGAACCAACAGAGUGUAUGGAUACCUGCACACAGCCCAUCAGUGCCAAUGGCAAAUGCGGGGCUUGGUUUCAUUGCCUCAGUUGGCAACAUUAUGAUUGAUGAUGUGAUGGAGCCAAGGUUACAAGUUAGAUUCUCACACAGCCUAGAAGGNCUGAAGCCUAAACACAGAGCUCUGAGUCAGCAUCCAACAAUAAAUGACUUUCUGCCAAAUUGUAUAAUUUCUGGCUUGGUGAAGGUGAAAUCAAACGUGAAGGAAUUCACAGAGACAGCGGCCAUAUUUGAGGAUGGCUCCAGGGAAGAUGACAUUGAUGCUGUUAUCUUUGCUACAGGCUAUAGCUUUGCCUUUCCUUUUCUUGAAGAUUCUGUCAAAGUAGUCAAAAACAAGAUACCCCUGUAUAAAAAGGUCUUCCCUCCUAACCUAGAAAAGCCAACUCUUGCAAUCAUAGGCUUGAUCCAGCCCUUGGGUGCCAUUAUGCCCAUUUCAGAGCUCCAAGGACGCUGGGUCACUCAAGUAUUUAAAGGGAUAAAGACAUUACCCUCACAAAAUGAAAUGAUAAAAGAAAUAGCUAAGGUUCAAGAGGAUAUGGGCAAAAGGUAUGUGGACAGCCAACGCCAUACCAUUCAGGGAGACUAUAUAGAUACCAUGGAUGAGCUUGCUGAUCUGGUGGGCGUCAGGCCCAAUCUGCUGUCCCUGGCCUUCACUGACCCCAAAUUGGCAUUACAGUUAAUUUGGGGACCCUGUACUCCAAUCCAGUAUCGGCUACAGGGCCCUGGAAAGUGGGAUGGAGCUCGAAAAGCUAUCCUCACCACAGAAGAUCGUAUCAGGAAGCCGCUAAUGACAAGAGUAAUUGAAAGCAACAAUUCCACAACUUCAACAAUAACAAUGGCCAGGUUUAUGCUGGCUGUGGCUUUCUUUGCUAUAAUGAUGACCUAUUUUUAGCUGUUCCAUUGUCAUUGUCCCAAUUUUCUUUGAAAGCUGGAUCUGGAGAUGCCUUUAGAACCUGACAAGAUUGAACAACUCUCAGCUUCACAUUGCCCAGAAAUCUACUUUUAUUUCUCUUUCCAAAGCAUUAAUCCUUUUCCCUCUUUUCCCUACAGUGAAAUCCCACCUUUUCAUUUGUACUGACUUACCACCCUUACUCUUAUGAUCCAUCACUUUUUCCUUUCAGUUAUUCCUGGACUGUGAAUUCAGAUACUCUUUUAGUCAUCUUUGUUUUGUCCUUAGCAGAUUUCCUGGCAUGUGGUAGGUGCUUUCUUUUCUUUUUUUCACAUCUUUACUGGAGUAUAAAGGCUUUACAAUAUUGUGUUAGUUUCUGCUGUACAACAAAGUGAGUCAGCUAUAUGUAUAUAUAUAUCCCCAUAUCCCCUCCCUCUUGAGCCUCCCUCCCACCCUCCCUAUCCCAUCCCUGUAGGUC